CAGGGCCAAGACCUUGGAAUUGGUCACCUGGAUUUGUUUAACGACAACCUUGGAAGUCGGGUUACAAAUGGUCUCAUGAGGCAAGUGGAGGAAUGAUCCAUCUAAUUAAAUGAAGUAGUGCAAGACCACAUUUGGGCUCAACUAACCUAGAUUUCAAUUGAUUUCAUGGAGCCUAAACCCAAGCUAGAUCACACAUGAGCCUUACAUUAACUUAGGGUUUUAUUGGCUAAAACCCUAGGUAUAAAAGGGAAAAUUGGCACGGUGAACAGUGAGCUUGCGCUACUGUUCAUCGUGCCGUUUCUCUCGACGGCGCGUCGCUUGCUCCUCCCUUCUUCCAGAUCUUCGAGCCAGCUUGUCCUCAUUGGCGUGGAGUUCCUCAGCCUCCGGCGACCAGAUUCCGACCAACGUUCUUCAUCAGCGAAUCAAUUUGGCGAGCAGGGUACUAUAGCUGCGAGUAGCGAUUUUCAACUCAGACCAGCGGCGUUCUUCUGGUUUGAGCUUCCAUUCCUUCACGGGAUUAUCGGCGGUGGUCCUCCGGUGAUUCUGAACCAUUUCCGACAGCACUUCAACGUUCCUAGCUCCCUUCGUCCAGCUCGCGACUCCAGUUCCAGAGAACCCAGCAGGCGCAAUAGUGAACAACUUCAGAAACCUGAUCUCGUUGAAGAUUUGAGAGCUGAUACAAGUGAAUCUGGGUUCAUCUUGAAGCUCGAGAUCACCAUCCGACUUCUGUUGGAGUGUUCUCUACAGAUCCUUAUGCGACGGCAAGGAGAAGACAAGUUUGGUCAGAGAUUUGAGUUAUCUUCCUUUGCAACAUCGCUUGAACUUGACACGAAGAUUGAGAGAACCUUUUGGACUUUAAGGAGACAAGCUAGGUCAGCAGCAACUUGUGAGAGCAGAAUUUCAGAGAUGGAUAAUCAGAUAACAAAAGGGGAUCGAACCAUGAAAGAGCUUGCAGCUCCAGAUGUGGCUUAUAAGUACUCAUGCAUCACUUAUCCAGAUUUGACAGGAGAUUUUGAAUUCAGAUCAGGGCUUAUUCAUCUGCUUCCCAAAUUUCAAGGCUUAUCAGGAGAGGAUCUCAACCACCAUCUACAUGAAUUCCAUGUGGUUUGUUCAACCAUGAAGCCACAAGGGAUUUCAGAAGAAGACAUUAAGUUGAGGGCUUUUCCAUUUUCUUUGACGGGAGCAGCUAAAGACUGGUUAUAUUGCCUUCCAGCUGGAUACAUUACAAGUUGGAUUGAUAUGAAGAGAGCAUUUUUGGAGAAAUUUUUCCCAGCUUCUAGGACUGCAACUAUCAGGAAGAGCAUUUGUGGUAUUUAGCAAGUAGUGGGAGAGACUCUUUAUGAUUAUUGGGAAAGAUUCAAGAAGUUGUGCUCGAGUUGUCCACAACAUCAAAUUAGUGACCAGCUCCUUGUUCAAUAUUUUUAUGAGGGUCUACUUCCCAUGGACAGGAGCAUGAUAGAUGCAACAGCUGGAAGAGCCUUGGUGAAUAAGACUCCAAAUCAAGCAAGAGAGCUAAUUUCAAAUAUGGCAGAAAAUUCACAGCAAUUUGGGAGUAGAAUUCUUGGUAUUAGAGUGGUUAAUGAAACUUAUUUAGUUUCGUCUGAGCAACAAGAAAUUAGAAACAAUUUGCAAGAAUUGACCUCUCUAGUGAAGCAAAUGACGUUGCAAAAUUCGUGUCAUGUUUUAAAUUUUCCUUUACUAAUGAUGAAGUUGUGUGGAAUUUGUUCAAGCCAAGAUCACUCUUCGGAUCAUUGUCCUAAUCUACAUCAAGAUGAAUCCGUUGCAGCCAUUUCAAGACCUCAAUUUCAACAACACAAAUAUGAUCCCAACUCAUCAACUUACAAUCCGGGAUGGAGGGAUCACCCUAAUUUGAGGUAUGAGAAUGCAUUUUAUCAGCAACAACCACAAGGGCGGAUUCAUCAGCCAUAUUAUCAGCAUCAACAGAAUCAGCAUCAUUACCAGAAUCAUCCAGCAGGUCAUUCUCAACAAUUUUAGCAAAACUUCAGCCAGAAUCAGCAACUUCAACCAUUCUAGAAUUUUCAGCAGUCACAUAAUACGAUCCAGCUACAAUUUCAGAAUUCACAGAAUCAGCACAGACAUUUCCAGCAUGUUCAGCAACCUGUGCAGAAUUUCCAGCAGCCAAGUAAUGCAAAUCAACAUCAAUUUCAGCUUGCACUGCCAUCUUCUACAAGCCCAAGAUCAAUACAACCUCAUCACAAUUUUAGUAGCUCAAAGAUAGAAGAUUUGAUGCAGCAAAUGUUGCAACAGCAACAGCAAAUGAUGCAACAACAGUAACACCAGCAGAGGACUGAUACAACAUUGCAAAACAUUGAAAGACAGAUUGGGCAACUACUAGCAACAUUAAUCAGAUGUAGAACCAAGGAUCUAGGCAGUUACCUUCACAACAUACUUCAAAUCCUAAGGGAAAUGUAAGUGCAUUGUCUUUGCGAAGUGGUAAAACAAUUCCAGACCCAAAUCCGAAUUUUUCAGCUGGACCACAGCAGAGCUUACCCAAACCAGCUGCAGAUUCAAACUUACAGAAUUCUCAGAUUUUUCCAGCAAAUUCAGAGCCAACAGAUUCUGCACAGAAUGAAAAUUUUAGAGCUGAUCAGCUGCAUAUUACACAACCUACAACUUCAGAGUUUACUCUAUUUGGUGGAGCAGAUUUCAGCUUAGAAGUUAAUCCAACAGCAGCUUCAAAUUCAGCUCCAAAGUCAGCACAGAAUUUGGAAAACAAUCUGAACUAGCAAGGAGCUGAGUCUUCCAUUCCGUUACCUUUCCCUCAAAGAAGUGUACAACCAAGAAGAGAAAUGGAGGAAGAAAAGGUUAGGGAAUAUCAAGAAUUGGUAAAACUGUUCAACAAGAUUGAAGUGAAUAUACCUUUGCUUACCAUGAUCAAGCAAAUUCCUAAAUAUGCCAAAUUCCUCAAGGAUCUUUGUGUGCACAAAAAGAAAUUGAAGGGAAAUGAAUUGAUAAGUAUGGGUAAAAAUGUCUCAGCAUUACUUCAGCCAGUUCCUCAGAAGUGUGAAGAUCCAGGAGUUUUCACAGUUCUUUGUGUUAUAGGAGAUUGUAUUUUUGAGGAUGCAAUGUUAGAUCUUGGAGCCUCUAUUAAUGUGAUGCCUAAGUCAGUUUUUCAAUCAUUAAGAAUUGAACCUCUGCAGCCUACAGGUGUAGUGAUUCAGUUGUCUAACCGAAGUCAAGCACACCCAGCUGGAGUGAUAGAAGAUGUAUUGGUAAAAGUAAGGGAGUUAAUUUUUCCUGUAGAUUUUUACAUCUUAGACAUGGAGGGUGAUGUGCUUACAAACAGAUCUCCGCUUAUUCUUGGACGUCCAUUCUUGAAGACUGCUAGAACCAAGAUAGAUGUACAUGUAGGAACUCUUUCUAUGGAGAUAGGAGACACAGUAGUUUGGUUCAGCAUUUUUGAGGCUAUGAAGCAUCCAAGAGAGGACCAUUCUAUUCUUACCUUGGAUAUUUCAGAGGAGCUGGAUGGCAUAGAGUUCUUGUCAGAUAUUGAUUCAGACUUAGAGGUUUCUGAUUUUAGUCAAGAGAAUGAAUUUGUUGCAUUAUUGGAGGAUGUUUUAGAUGUGGAAUAUGAUGUUAACUCAAGUGAAUGCGUAGGGGAUUGCUUAGGAGAAGCAUUACCCCUAGGAUCGCUCAGAGAGAAAGAGGUAUGUGUAGGGGAUGACUCAGUAGAAUACCCCUAGGAUCACCUACUAUGGAUCAGACACAGGAGGAGUUGAAGCUAUUGCCUCAACAUUUGAAAUAUGUGUAUUUGGGAGAGAAUCAGCAGCUGCCUGUCAUUAUAGCUCAGAAUUUGGAUCCGGAUCAGGAGGAACGAUUGUUAGAGAUUAUGAGACAACAUAGGAAGGCCAUUGGAUGAACUCUGGCAGACAUUCCUGGGAUCAGUCCUUCCAUUUGCAUGCACAGGAUCUACUUAGAGGAGGAUGAAACCAGUGAGACCGCCACAGAGACAACUGAACCCUUUGAUUUUGGACGUGGUAAAGAAGGAGGUGACUAGACUCUUAUAGGCAGACAUUAUUUAUCCGAUUUCUGACAGUAAAUGGGUAAGUCCCAUCCAUGUGGUUCCGAAGAAGUUAGGGGUGAUAGUGGUAGCUAAUGAAGAGAACGAACUGGUUGUUGAUGCGGGAAGCAUCCGACGAUCGAACCUAAGUUUUGAUAAUGGCAAAGGAUUUAAAGUUAAGGUUUG
Messenger RNA from Zingiber officinale, 4207 nucleotides. RefSeq names its product probable aldo-keto reductase 2. NCBI's taxonomy places the organism in Eukaryota, Viridiplantae, Streptophyta, Magnoliopsida, Zingiberales, Zingiberaceae. Gene Ontology annotation, cellular component: cytoplasm. The record is from RefSeq and is a predicted model, not a curated record. The transcript has 3 exons. The coding region runs from base 2811 to 3704 and encodes 297 amino acids.